This is a messenger RNA of Sphaeroforma arctica JP610, 858 nucleotides long. RefSeq lists its product as hypothetical. The record is from RefSeq and is a predicted model, not a curated record. NCBI's taxonomy places the organism in Eukaryota, Ichthyosporea, Ichthyophonida. The transcript has a single exon. Bases 114 to 557 code for a protein of 147 amino acids.
GGUUGACAGUAUAAUACUCACAAUCUUGCAUCGAAGGCAUCCCUUCACCACGAAAUAGGAUCAAGCAUAGAAUUCCCGAUCGAACUCUGAACGAUAACAAAUACAAUAUACACAUGAUGUACAAAUCCUUACCUCUUGUUCUUUUGCUGACGAGCAUACUGAACUAUAAUACACACGCUGUGUCAAUUUCGGGCGAGAUUUUUAUAGCAGCCAAUGCUAAUAAGAAUCGAUUCGAUGUCGAAAAUCCAAGAUCGAUGGACAGGGUGGAAUCAGGUCUAUCAAUAGUUCAGCCCAACACUCCGAAGAUUGUUAACAGCGAUCGACAUGCGAGGAGUUCUGAUUCGAAUUGGCGCUCGGAGUCAAUGGGCGGUAGUAGUAAGAGAAUUGAUAGGCGUGGUAAGCUGCAGCAUAUGGAGAUGAAUAGGCAGCAAGUGCUAACACCGGCCAUGGAGCAAGUGAAAAGUAAUUAUGUGCUGCGAAUGGGUGACCGCUUCAGCAGUCAGCCUAUAGCUGGCCUCAUCAAAGAGUCCACAUCAUCGCACAACGGAUACGACUGAACAAGUAUGACUGUCGCGAGACAAAGCAAAUAUAACGGAAGAACAAAGAAGAACACGGGAAGAUCAUCACCAAGACAAGAAUCUACGGACGACGCCAAACACACACGUAGGUGUCGUUAAGCUGUACUGUGCCGAAUUCCCAAGUUAAGAAACAACGAUAUAAGAGCGGGUAGAUGUAGGGUAGCAGAUAAGACUCAAACAGGAAGUUCAAUCCACUCUGUAUAAAUCGCUUACUCCCCAGGACUUUGGUGAGUAUCUCAGGCCGCUCGAUUGUAUCCCUUAUAACCCCAUAAACCAGCGC